CUACACAGGAUAGUGUCAUGUGUUGUCUGUUAAGAUGCAAGUGUGACAAUCAUUUCUACGAAAUAGAAAAAUGUCUUAGUAUCGCAUUUUAUUUGUUUAAUUGGAUAUUUGCAAUAUGGACACUAUUUCAAACAACUCGAUUAUUUUCAAAUUCUCUGUUGGAUUUAUUUAUAAGUAAGUGUAAGUUGGACGUUUGUGAAAUUCGACAUAUUGUAGAACACACCGUAAGAGAAGUUAUUUCAAAAAACUAUAAAUCAAAAGAUAAAUCAUCAAAGCAUUCAAAAGACAAUAAUUACCAUAAACCGAUUAAAAAAUCUGAUGUUGGUUGUACACGUUCAUUACCGGCUAAAACAAAAAGUGGACACAAAAAAGAGCUAUUGUGGUCUACAGAUAGCAACUCAAAAUCCAAAACUAUUCCAAGUGAUGAUUCCUUCAUUGGAACGACUGAUUUAGACGUUAUACGCCAAAAUAAAGAUAGUAAGCCAAUUAACCGGUGCCAUGAAAAAAACAAAUCAUCGUUGAAAAAACACGAAAAGCCAUUAAAUCGCUGUCGUAAAAAAAGUAAAUCACCUAUAACAAAAAAAAAUAAAAAACAAAGCCUAUGCCGUGCAAAAUAUAGUGAAAUGGUUGAAAUGGAUAACGAUAAACACCAUAAGACAAAUUUCGAUGGCGAGCAAGCUAUUAUUUCCAAAAGACUCUCGAAACCUAUUCCUAUUUGCCAUGAAAGUUAUUCUAGGCCACAGAAUAAUUUAAUAAAGACAUCCACUCAGAUUGAUACUGAAGUAAAUGAGCGAGAAAGACAAUGCUGUGUCUUAUCACUGGACCCUGAUCAAGAUGAAAGAGAAACUAAAAUUUGUGCAAUGUAUCAGCAAAAUAUGAAUACUAUUGAAAAUAAUCGGAAUAUGUCCUACACAGAUUCGGUGGCGAGUUGUUUGCCUCUACUCAAAAGAGUGCAUAGUAAAAAAGACAAGCCAAAAGAAUCACUCCAUGAAAUGGUACCAAUUUGGAUUAAAACGCGAAAAAUAGGAUAUGCCAUAGUUCGGCCUAAAAACAGAAUUUUAUUGUAAAGUUUUUUUUUUUAUUACAAUCA
This is a messenger RNA of Daktulosphaira vitifoliae (grape phylloxera), 1090 nucleotides long. RefSeq lists its product as uncharacterized. The transcript has 3 exons. Lineage: Eukaryota; Metazoa; Arthropoda; Insecta; Hemiptera; Phylloxeridae. The coding region runs from base 18 to 1067 and encodes 349 amino acids. The record is from RefSeq and is a predicted model, not a curated record.